AUGCCGGUGAUGAAGGGAUUAUUAGCGCCGCAGAACACCUUCCUGGACACCAUCGCCACGCGCUUUGAUGGCACCCAUAGUAACUUCAUCUUGGCCAACGCGCAGGUGUCCCAGGGCUUCCCCAUCGUGUACUGCUCAGAUGGCUUCUGUGAGCUCACGGGCUUCUCCAGGGGAGAGGUCAUGCAGAAGAGCUGUGCCUGCAAGUUCCUCUACGGCCCAGAGUCCAGUGAAGGCAUCAUCCUCAGCAUCGACCAAGCCCUGGAAGAACGCAAGGAGUUCAAGGACGAGAUUAUGUUCUACAAGAAGACAGCGGAGCAGUUCUGGUGCCUUCUGGACAUCGUGCCAAUUAAGAACGAGAAGGGGGACGUGGUGCUGUUCUUGGCCUCCUUCAAGGACAUCACCGACACCAAAGCCAAAGCCAUCCACGAGGACAAGAAGGAAGAGAGGAAGAGGGAGCGAGUGAAGAGCAGCUCUCCCUUCAGUUCAGCUCGUCUCCGCAGCAGCACCGUCCUCUACCACAUCUCCGGACACCUGCACAGCCGCGAGAAGGGCAAGAUCAAGCUCAACAAGAAUGUAUUUGGAGACCCCCCCGCCCUCCCUGAAUAUAAGAUUUCAGAGGCUAAGAAGUCGCGGUUCAUCCUGCUCCACUACAGCACGAUGAAGGCCGGUUGGGACUGGCUCAUUCUUCUGGCCACCUUCUAUGUGGCGGUCACCGUGCCCUACAAUGUGUGCUUCAUCGGGGACGACGAGGAGCUGACCCGAAGCACCACGGUCAGCGACAUUUUCGUGGAGAUCCUCUUCAUCAUCGACAUCGUGUUUAACUUCCGCACCAGUUAUGUGAGUAAGUCGGGCCAGGUGAUUUUCGACGCCCGCCAGAUAUGUUUCCACUACCUGACCACCUGGUUCAUCAUCGACUUGGUUGCUGCCCUGCCCUUUGACCUCCUCUACGCCUUCAAAGUCAGCGUGGUGUCCGUGGUGCACCUCCUGAAGACCGUGCGCCUGCUGCGCCUCCUCCGCCUGCUGCAGAAGAUGGACCGGUACUCCCAGCACAGCACGGUGGUCCUGACCCUGCUCAUGUCCAUGUUCGCGCUGCUCGCUCACUGGAUGGCGUGCAUCUGGUACAUCAUCGGCAAAAUGGAGAUGGAGGCCAACGCGUACAACUGGGACAUCGGUUGGCUGCACGAGCUGGGGAAGCGUCUGGAGUCUCCGUACUACAGUCUGGGAGCAGUGAACGGCAGCAGCAGUGGUCCGUCCAUCCGCAGUGUCUACAUCGCAUCCCUGUACUUCACCCUGAGCAGCCUCACCAGUGUGGGCUUUGGGAAUGUGUCAGCCAAUACUGAUGCAGAGAAGAUAUUCUCUGUCUGCGUCAUGCUCAUAGGAGCUCUGAUGCACGCCUUGGUCUUUGGAAACGUGACGGCCAUAAUUCAGAGGAUGUACUCGCGCUGGUCCCAGUACCACACCAGGACCAAGGACCUCAAGGACUUCAUCAGGGUGCACCAUCUGCCCCAGACCCUCAAGCAGCGCAUGCUCGAGUACUUCCAGACCACCUGGUCGGUCAACAACGGCAUCGACUGCAAUGAGCUGCUCAAGGACUUCCCAGAUGAACUGCGCUCAGACAUCACCAUGCACCUGAACAAGGAGAUCCUGGAGCUGUCUCUGUUUGCCUCGGCCAGCAGGGGGUGUCUGCGCUCCCUGUCCCUGCACAUAAAGACAUCCUUCUGUGCACCUGGGGAGUACCUGCUGAGGGAGGGCGACGCUCUGCAGGCCAUCUUCUUCGUCUGCUCAGGCUCUAUGGAGGUGCUCAAGGACGGGAUGGUGCUCGCGAUUCUGGGUAAGGGCGACCUGAUUGGUGCAAACCUCUCAUUGGACGACCGCGUGAUAAAAACCAAUGCAGACGUGAAAGCCCUGACCUACUGUGACCUCCAGUGCAUCAACCUGAAGGGGCUCUACGAAGUUCUCGACCUGUACCCCGAGUACUCCCACAGCUUUGUGCAGGACAUCCAGCAAGAUCUCACCUACAACCUGCGGGAGGGCCAGGAGACACUGGUCAAAGCACGGCUGUCCACCACUGCUCUGGACUCUCAGAGCGGAGUGAGAAGGAAUGGGCGCUUGGUACAGGGCUACCCCCCCCUCACGGAGGCCCAGGUGGAGCGAGCGGAGGAGGAGGGGGAGGGGGCAGAGAGGAGCAGACCGGACCCAUCCCAAAAAAGGACGUCCCAUAGAAGGACACAGGACAUGUCCCUGAGCACACUGGACCCCGCCAGCCUCAGCCCAAGGAUCGUGGACGGGACAGAAGACAGCGCGGGGACAGAAGCCUUCUCCUUCUCCUCCGCUCGGGCCCCCAGCGCCACAGCUCCCUCGUCAGGUGCUCUGCAGGUGAGCACAGCAGAGCUGGCAGCCAAAGCAGAGGAGACCAGAGGACAGCUCCGGAGCCUGGGACAGCAGGUGAGCUCUUUGGGGAAGGAGGUGUCUGACCUGGGACAACUGAUGACGAGGAUGGCCCAGCUCAUGGACUCCUUCAUGUCCCGGGGCCACGCCCCCUCAGUCUGCCCCACCCACUGCUCACCCCACCACGCCUACCUGCCCCACCCCUCUCCACCUGGACCCCCGCCCCCUUCGGGCCCCCCACUCUGGACGGACACGCCCGCCUCGAUGCCCUGCUCGCCACACGUCCGCCAACCUCACAAGUUGCACCUGACCUUUGCCAACAUCACCCGCUCCACGCCAUCCCCAACGCCACACACACAACCCUGCCCCCUUGCCGCUGACCCCACCCACAUGCUCCUCCAGCCCCAUCCCCUUGCUGCUGACUCCGCCCCCUUGCACCUCCAGCACAGCCUGAUGCCUUGCCCGUCCCACAGCCCGUCCCACAGCGGCCUAUACACGGACGAUGCACUCUGGGAGAACAACCGGAGCGCAACCUUGUAG
Messenger RNA from Periophthalmus magnuspinnatus, 2928 nucleotides. RefSeq names its product potassium voltage-gated channel, subfamily H (eag-related), member 8 (gene kcnh8). Bases 1 to 2928 code for a protein of 975 amino acids. Gene Ontology annotation, cellular component: membrane. The record is from RefSeq and is a predicted model, not a curated record. NCBI's taxonomy places the organism in Eukaryota, Metazoa, Chordata, Actinopteri, Gobiiformes, Gobiidae. The transcript has 17 exons. Gene Ontology annotation, biological process: potassium ion transmembrane transport; regulation of membrane potential. Gene Ontology annotation, molecular function: voltage-gated potassium channel activity.